GCGGGCUUUGGAGGAGCUGGAUUACACGGAAGAUGAGAAGGAGAUCAUCUAUACUGCGCUCCAAGGGUUGGAUCAAGCGGCUAAUGAGGCAUUACUACAGUACCUUCACCUCGAGCAACAGAAAUGGACCAAGGUGUGGAUUUGGGAGGUUCUAAUUUCUGAUGAGGCUCGCAAGGUUGAUGCUGGAAGAGGUCUAGAAGGAGGCAUGGGUGCAGCAGAUAAAGCUUCCUUCAGGAAAGGCUAUCAACAGCAAGGAGGUGGGGGGAAGAAGAAAGAGUUGGACAAAUGCCUUGUGCCCGGAUGCAACAAAAAACACUCUUGGAAGAGUUGCUGGAGUAGGCCUGAGGGAUGGAAGCCUCACGGCUACUCUGGAGAGGCACCACCAGUGACCAAACCUGAUUGGGUGGAGAAAAGGAUGAAGAAGGGGCUCUGGAAUAAGAAGGGCAGCAAGGGAGCAACGGCCGCAGCUGCUAAGGAUGAGAAGGGGAAGGGCCAAGACGACUCCUCCGAUGAUGGUUUCUCGUUUCUCAUGCUAGGGCAGGAUGCAGCUCUCGCUGGUCGUGCAUUGGCUGAUCCCAACUUCCUGGUUCUAGACUCUGGAGGAACAUCUGGGAUGCUUCCUCGCCGUGAUCUCUUCACCUCCUACCAUCCUCUCCCACCAAAUUCGAGGAACGUGAUUGUUGGGAGCGGAGAUUUGCUGCAAGCAAUUGGCAUCGGCACGAUCAUCAUUAAGGGGAAGGAGGGGGAGCUAGUGGGUGUGAAGGGGGUCCUUCACGUCCCUGGUUUGGCUGCAAACCUCCUUUCAUGCUCGCAGCUGGCUAAACAGGGAUACAUCUGCACUUUCACUGAGGGAGGGUGUACUGUUAGAAAGGGUGAAGCUGUGGUGAUGGAGGCAAAGCUGGACAAGGGUUUAUACCUUGUUCCAGCUUGUGUGCCUAAUUGUUACAAGGCACAUAUGGUUUUUUAUGAGGAAGCCGCUUGUAGCACUCGCUGGAGGCAGGUGGAAACGGUGUCACCUGAGUUGCUACACCUUCGCAUGGGGCACGCGGGGAAGCAGCAACUGCUGGAGUGUGUGAAGAAGGGGGAGCUGAAGGGGGUGGAGGUCAAGGAAGGAGCUGGGCAGCAGAGCAAAUGUCCCGACUGCACGUCUGGAAAGCUGCCUAGAACCUCAUUCCCUAUCUCCUCUGAUCAUGCCUCGACUCCCCUUGAGCUGGUGCACACGGAUGUGUGUGGACCGAUGCAAACUCCUGACCGGGAAAAGGGCAACAGAUACUUUGUCACCUUUCUUGAUGACUUCAGUCGACUUAGCUGGGUCAUCUUGGUGAAGACCAAGGAUGAGGUGGCAAAGGUGUUUAGGCGGUGGAUACGCUAUGUGGAGAGGGAGUCAGGGGCCAAGGUGAAGGUGUUAAGGUCAGAUCGGGGUGGAGAGUACCUUGGGAAAGAACUUCAAACCUUCUUGGAAGAAAAGGGUAUUACCCACCAGCUCUCUGUACCUUACACGCCGCAGCAAAAUGGGGCAGCGGAGCGGCUUAACAGGACCUUGACCGAUUUGGCUCGGGCCAUCCUUUCCCAUGCCGAGCUUGAUAACACUUGGUGGGGGGCAGCAGUGCAGUAUGCCAACUGGGUGAAGAACAGGAUGGGCAGCAAGGGGCUUGGAGGCAAGAGCCCAUACUCCUUAUGGACAGGGAAGGUGCCGAAUGUUUCCUUGGCACGAGUGUGGGGGUGCAUGGCACAGUAUAAGGUACCUGACCAGCAAAGGAGGAAGCUAGAUCCUAAGGCACAGUGAGGGAUCUUCCUUGGGGUUUCUGAGAGGAGCAAGGCUUGGGUGCUGUGGAGUGUAGCUGACCAGCGUGUGAUGGAGAGCCGUGAUGUGGUUUUCCAUGAGGGGCUGAAUUUUAAGGGGUGGAAGGAGCAUGGUACAAGCCAAAGUGGGAC
Molecule: messenger RNA, 1935 nt
Organism: Closterium sp. NIES-67
Lineage: Eukaryota; Viridiplantae; Streptophyta; Zygnematophyceae; Desmidiales; Closteriaceae
Source: the annotation of a GenBank genome assembly